AUGGAGGAUUGUGAGAUUCUUGGCAUUAUACUGGAUUUUAUUGGCGAUGUGCUAUUCGGCUCUGAUAGCUCAGAUUAUGAUUAUGAUUCAACGAGCACCUCAAAUUAUGGCUAA
Messenger RNA from Drosophila willistoni, 114 nucleotides. RefSeq lists its product as uncharacterized. The record is from RefSeq and is a predicted model, not a curated record. Lineage: Eukaryota; Metazoa; Arthropoda; Insecta; Diptera; Drosophilidae. The transcript is spliced from 2 exons. Bases 1 to 114 code for a protein of 37 amino acids.